ACUUAGUGUUUACACCAAUUAGCCUACCUAACCAAAACUAAAAUCCCGCUCACCGGGUUAAAAAAGUCCUAUAGCUUACUAAAGAAAAAUCUUGCUUAAUCCCGCAAGUUUUUAAUGCACUAUUUUGAAUGAACCUUUUGGUGUAACUAAGUAAACAAUGUCUGGAGAAGGAGACCAUCCAAUUGAGACUCCCGAUGACGGGAUCGAGUCAAGCUACAAACCCCCUCCAGAGAAGACGAUAGAGGAGAUCCUUGAAGCUGACAAAGAGGACGAGAGUUUGCGGAAGUACAAGGAAACUCUGCUCGGAGAGGCCAAGGAAAAGAAGAUUAUUGUUGAUGAAAGUGACGAGCGCAAGGUUAUUGUAAAGCGUCUGGCGCUAGUGGUCGCUGACAGACCAGAUGUUGAACUGGAUUUGACGGGAGAUCUUAGUGAGCUCAAGAAACAAGUGUUUAUCAUCAAGGAAGGGGUCUCCUAUAGAAUCCGCAUAGACUUUAUCGUUCAGAGGGAGAUUGUACAUGGACUGAAAUAUGUACAGAAAACAUCUAGAUUGGGACUGCCAGUUGACAAGUUGACACACAUGGUUGGAUCUUACCCACCCAAGCUCGAUCUACAGAGCUACACAACACCUCAGGAAGACGCUCCCGCAGGAAUGAUGUCCCGAGGGACUUACACGGUUCACUCACUCUUCACGGACGACGACAAGAACACCCAUCUCAAGUGGGAGUGGUGUUUUGAGAUCAAGAAAGAUUGGAAAGACUAAACCCAACCGUGUACAGUACAUGCCUUGAGAGAUAUGUCAAUUUAUAUUUAGAGGCCAGUUGAACUUUGAAGAAAAAUUUGUUCAUAAAUUUGAUGUUUGAAAUACUGUAUUGUGUCUUAGAAGACGAGAGGCUAUUCAUGAAGUUAUGUUAAGGUAUUGAAUACAUAAAUUAACUGUGAAGAUAUGUUGUGGUCCAUAGAGUGGGUUUUAAUUUUUUUUGUAAAUCCAUAUUAGUUUGUCAUCUUAUGUAUUGCAAAAUAACAAAAAAACAUUGAAUUACAGAGUUAUUUAAUGGAGCUAUAUUUGAAACUGUGUUUGAAUAUUUACAAAUUCUUUCAAAGAAAUAAUUUGUAAUAUUGCAGCAGGUAUAUGCUUUGCUUGAUUGUGGUAAACAUCUUGGCUGGUUUAUAAAAAAAAUCAAAUAUAUUAAAAAUGAUAGACGAGGGAGUGCAAAGUUUUGACUUGAGUUUGAGGGGUGAUGUUAUUUUUUGUGGUUUUGUCAAGCAACUUUUCUUUUAGUCUUGGCUUAGUAAAACUUGGGUCAAUCACCAUUAGUUAAUUAUACCGUAUCCAGGAGUCUAUAUGGUUUUUAAUUUGUCAAGAAUACAACACUAUAAUUUUUACCACAAAUAUUAGGCCUACUUAUGUUGCCUUAUGGUUACAUAUUGUUUGCAAAUAACUGGUACGGAAACGCCAUACCAAAAAAUAACAUCUCAUUUGUCUGCUUGUGAGGCAAAUUUUUCUUUGAACUGUCAACUGGUUAAUAUUAUCUAUGCAAAAUUAUAUGGUACAAAGUUUUGAGUGUAUCCCAACCCAUGAUUUUGGAAGUAUAUGUAAUGGACAUAAUUAUAUAUUCUGAAUUUUAUCGGACAGGUUUUUUAAGGAGCAUUCCUGUUUCGGAAAAGUGUGAUCCAGUCAAGUUUGACUUUAUGUAUUGCUGCAUUUACCGAAUAAAUCUAUAACUGUAUAAAAUAUCGUAUUAUAAAUGUAGAAUAAUUCUAUAGUAAAUUUGAUAAACAUUAAAAUCAUGAUGACCAAAAAUCUGAUGAAAUGCAUUUACUGGGACCUAACCAAGAUGUUGCAUAGUAUUAUGAAGAUUCCUCCUUAUCAGGUACUCUAGGUGUCAUGGUUUUGUGAUAUUGCCUUUAAAAGUUUGCUAUAAAAUAUUUUGACAACUUACAAUACAACUGUCUUUCAGCAGUAAAUCACUCGAUAGUAUUUUAUAGACAAUAUUCAGGUUUCAGUAUUGUUACAAGUAUACAGUGUUAAGGUUUUAUACAAUUUAUCUUGAGAAAGGUUAUAUAUAAAAGUAGGUGAUUAUUAAUCCUCUCCUAAGGAAAAUCAAACAUGAUAUAAAUAUGCACGUAUCAGACCAUUAACCAUUGCCGAUAGACCUGUUCCUAAUUUGUUAGGAGUAAAUGUUAAAGUUUUAAUAAGAACUUUUUAAUGAUACCUCCACACUAUACUGUCUGCCUCUGAGUGUCCCAUGUACGUUUCAGGCCUUGUACUUAAUAUUAAAAUUGAGCCCUAUUAGUCUACACUUCAUCAUCCUUUAUUUGUUAAACGCUUUUUUGCUUCAUCUGCAAUUAGUUAACGAUUGCAAAUAUGUGAGAUAUACAAAUUGAAUUUAUAUCUACAUAUAUGCCUACUAAACUAAACUAUUUUAUGGCUUUUUUGAUAGAAAUGUGUGUUAGGAAUUUACUGCUUUAAUUGUAACAUUCUUCGCUAAACGACUGAUAAUGAGCUUCCGGAAAUAUUGCAAUCACUUGCCUUAAACUCACUUGAUGCUUGGAAAUUUAUUCACUCAGAGCUUUAAUGAAGUUAAAAUAGGUAUACAUUUUUCUAAACUGUUUGCAACUGAGGGGAAUUUUGUAUCAAAUCUCAGGUGCUUCGAAAUUGUUUUGUCUGGUCUUAUUUUAGUAUUGAAGUUCUGUAUUGCUGUAUUUUGUAUAUUAAAAUAAAUAUUAUAUAAAACCCGUUGCUUUA
Macrosteles quadrilineatus (aster leafhopper) is the source of this 2746-nucleotide messenger RNA. RefSeq names its product rho GDP-dissociation inhibitor 1 (gene RhoGDI). The transcript has 5 exons. Bases 158 to 760 code for a protein of 200 amino acids. Gene Ontology annotation, cellular component: membrane; cytosol; cytoplasm. Gene Ontology annotation, biological process: Rho protein signal transduction. Gene Ontology annotation, molecular function: Rho GDP-dissociation inhibitor activity; protein binding. The record is from RefSeq and is a predicted model, not a curated record. Lineage: Eukaryota; Metazoa; Arthropoda; Insecta; Hemiptera; Cicadellidae.